GCUGAAUCAGUUCAAUUUUGAACAUCUCCAUUGAGAGAUUAUAAAACACACGAAUUAAUAAUUUCUAGUCUCAUUAAAUCAUCAACGAUGAAGCAAGUCACACUGAUUUUAAUUUUUGUCAUCUUAUCAGUAGCUUUUGCUGCUAAACCAAAACCAGUCGACGAAUGUGGUGAUAAUGAAGUUAUUUUCAAAAACUGUGAAUCAAGUUCACGUAAUGAUUGCUCAUGCUCAGCUGCUUUGAAUAGAGAUUGUAGAGUUGGAUGCAUGUGUAAAGACGGAUAUUGCAGAAAGGAUCGAACAAGUCCUUGUGUUCCUAGAUCUUGUCAACAUCCUGUUUAUAAUAAAAAUUAAUUGAACUAUUUGAACUUUGUAAAUUUGAAGCUAUAAAUUACAAAAAUUAAUUUGAUUAUUUUUUGAUGGAAAU
Messenger RNA from Chironomus riparius, 424 nucleotides. The record is from the annotation of a GenBank genome assembly. NCBI's taxonomy places the organism in Eukaryota, Metazoa, Arthropoda, Insecta, Diptera, Chironomidae.